AUGGAUACAACCGACCAAUUAUUAUGUCUUCAACAGGAGUUGAAUAGUCUACUGGAACGUGGUGGAUUUCAGCUACGGAAAUGGGCCAGUAAUUGUCCUGCCAUUCCAGAGAAAGUACCAUUGGAGCAUCGCGUCACACAUCUCCCUCUACACAACGAUUCGGAUACGGCCGUCAAAUUGUUGGGUGUUUCCUGGAAUGCCACUAAAGACACAUUUUCUAUACAAGCCCGUGACAUGGAAGCGAGUGGACCUGUCACAAAACGACAGAUAUUAUCUGAUAUUGCACGCAUUUAUGAUCCCUGUGGUUGGCUUUCACCCUUGAUCGUCGUAGCCAAGCUUUUGUUACAACAACUUUGGAAGGAACAGGUCAGCUGGAAUGAUAAGGUAUCAGAAUAA
Macrosiphum euphorbiae (potato aphid) is the source of this 396-nucleotide messenger RNA. NCBI's taxonomy places the organism in Eukaryota, Metazoa, Arthropoda, Insecta, Hemiptera, Aphididae. The record is from the annotation of a GenBank genome assembly.